AUUUAGGGUUUUGGGCGACCCUUAAAGGAAAUACGCAAGAAAGGAGGAACCCUCUUCCGAAUGCACCGCAUGACCCGUUCCUGGUUUUCCCGAUUCUAUGGUUCUUGAAGGCGCUCCUCCCCACCUCGAUGCUCUGUCCUGUCCUGUACCCUUCUUCGAAGCUGCGCGGAGAGGACCCUGAUACGGCGUGACCCAGGUCGGUGGUGGUCGAGCGCCAUGAACGCGGUCGGGGUCGUCGUGGAAGGAGGCCAGAGGGCUCUCAGUUCGGCCCACGGCGGCGUUCUUGAUAGUGGGUCGAGGAGCUUCCUGCAGCAGCAGCAUCAGCAUCAGCAGCAGCAGCAGCAGCAGCAGCAGCCGCAGCCGCAGCCGCAGCCGCCGCAGCUCAAGAAGCAGAGCCUGAACCCGCAGUCCCAGACUGGGACCGUGCAGCAGCUCCUGGCCGGUGGCGUCGCCGGCGCUUUCAGCAAGACUUGCACGGCGCCCCUUGGUCGCCUCACUAUCUUGUUUCAGGUGCAAGGUAUGCACGCAGAUGUUGCAGCCCUGAGCAAGGCUAGCAUAUGGCAUGAGGCAUCACGCAUCGUCAAUGAAGAAGGGUUUAGGGCCUUCUGGAAGGGAAAUCUGGUUACAAUUGCUCACCGCCUUCCUUACUCUUCGGUCAACUUUUACGCUUAUGAACGGUACAAAAGUAUGUUACAGUCAAUUCUUGGGGAAAAUAGCAAAGGAAGUGCCAGUGCAGGUCUUUGUGUACACUUCGUAGGUGGUGGAAUGGCUGGAAUAACAGCUGCAAGCGCGACAUAUCCUCUGGAUCUUGUUAGGACACGCCUUGCUGCGCAGAGAAAUACAGUGUACUACAGAGGUAUUUGGCACGCAUUUCAUACCAUUUGUAGAGAGGAAGGCUUCUUGGGGUUAUAUAAAGGACUUGGAGCCACGUUGUUGGGUGUUGGACCAAGCAUAGCAAUAAGUUUCUCUGUGUAUGAGAGCUUGAGAUCUUUUUGGCAAUCUCAAAGGCCAAAUGACGCUACUGUGAUGGUCAGUCUGGCUUGUGGCAGUCUUUCAGGGAUUGCAUCAUCAACUGCUACAUUUCCUCUGGAUCUUGUGAGACGAAGGAUGCAAUUGGAAGGGGCCGGUGGUCGAGCCCGUAUUUACAAUUGCGGUUUGUUUGGGACGUUCAGGCACAUAGUCAGGACAGAAGGCUUCCGUGGCUUGUAUAGAGGGAUACUUCCUGAAUACUACAAGGUUGUCCCUAGUGUGGGCAUUGUCUUCAUGACCUACGAGACACUGAAGAUGCUUCUAUCUCAAAGUUCUACUCGGGAUUAGCCGUGUACUGCUUUCUUGUGCUGUCAAUGACUCCAUCAAGACCGUUAUGAGAAAAAUAGUAAGAAAAUUCAGUUGAUUUUAACGUAGCAAGUAGAUAGAUAGGAUGAAGAGAAUCUACAAUAUUUGUGAUGAAGUUCCAUGACGGUAAAUUUUGCUGUUACCGUCGUGAUUUUGGGGUCAAAUUUUUCUGUGCAUAAUUAGCCCGCCUUUCGGAUGUUGUACCGAGUUGAGGUUAAUUAGGUCUUUAUCUUUAAAGGAGAUUCAAAGUACCAUGAAGCUACAGAUUUGGUCUUUGCUCUUGUAAACCUGCUUGGCAGGUUAUGCAUUUAUUGAUGAGACAGUUCUGUGAAAUUCUAAUAUCAUAUAAGUGCCUUAUCAUGAGGCUAGUUUACUCUA
Messenger RNA from Syzygium oleosum, 1713 nucleotides. RefSeq lists its product as uncharacterized. Lineage: Eukaryota; Viridiplantae; Streptophyta; Magnoliopsida; Myrtales; Myrtaceae. Gene Ontology annotation, biological process: transmembrane transport. The coding region runs from base 217 to 1317 and encodes 366 amino acids. The transcript is spliced from 7 exons. The record is from RefSeq and is a predicted model, not a curated record.